AUGGAUGGUAACCACGUACCCAAAGAAAUGGACGUAGGCUGUUCGCUAUGCGCAUUCCACCAUAAUGAGAGCAUCUUUCCAGACUUGUAUACGUUCGACCCUGAGCGCUGGAUAGUCUUCAAAUCGAACCCAGCCGAGAAGGUGGCGGCCUUGCGAAAGUACUUCAAUCAGUUCUCUCUCGGAACGCGUUAUCUCGAUCUGGAGACCCUGACCCAACGGCGGAAGGAUUGA
Molecule: messenger RNA, 231 nt
Organism: Parastagonospora nodorum SN15
Lineage: Eukaryota; Fungi; Ascomycota; Dothideomycetes; Pleosporales; Phaeosphaeriaceae
Exons: 2
Coding region: 1-231 (76 amino acids)
Molecular function (GO): monooxygenase activity; iron ion binding; oxidoreductase activity, acting on paired donors, with incorporation or reduction of molecular oxygen
Source: RefSeq, a predicted model, not a curated record